This is a messenger RNA of Aspergillus ochraceoroseus IBT 24754, 2622 nucleotides long. Its product is annotated as karyopherin beta. The transcript is spliced from 9 exons. Gene Ontology annotation, biological process: protein import into nucleus. The coding region runs from base 1 to 2622 and encodes 873 amino acids. The record is from RefSeq and is a predicted model, not a curated record. Gene Ontology annotation, molecular function: nuclear import signal receptor activity; small GTPase binding. Lineage: Eukaryota; Fungi; Ascomycota; Eurotiomycetes; Eurotiales; Aspergillaceae. Gene Ontology annotation, cellular component: nucleus; cytoplasm.
AUGAAUGUGACUCAAGUGUUGGAAGGCACCAUCUCGCCAGAUGCUGCGACACGUACAAACGCUGAACAACAGUUGGUUCAUGCCGCAGAAGUCGACUUUGCCGGCUAUCUCGUAACCUUAGGUCAGGAACUCGCAAAUGAGAACACCGCAUCCCACAUCAGAACCGCCGCCGGUCUCGCCCUAAAGAACGCCUUCACUUUCAGGGAUCGAGAAAAGCUCCAGGAGGUUCAAGGAAAAUGGCUCCAGCAAAUUACCCCAGAAACAAAGACGCAGGUCAAGGAUCUCGCGCUUAAGACGCUCGCCUCUAAGGACGGGCGGGCCGGUCAGUCCGCGGCCCAAUUUAUCGUCUCCAUCGCCGCCAUCGAGCUGCCCCGGAACGAAUGGCCCGAUUUGAUGAACGUCCUCGUUCAGAAUGUCGCAUCAGGUACCGAUCAGCUGAAGCAGGCCUCUCUGGUCACCAUCGGCUUCAUCUGUGAGUCUCAGGAACUCGAACUGCGCGACAGCCUGACUGCCCAUUCCAAUGCUAUCCUUACCGCCGUCGUCCAGGGCGCUCGUCGCGAGGAGCAGAACAUGGAUAUUCGAUAUGCCGCCAUCAAGGCUCUCAGUGACUCCGUAGACUUUGUGCGAUCGAACAUGGAAAAUGAAGGCGAACGGAAUUAUAUUAUGCAGGUCGUCUGUGAGGCUACCCAGGCCGAUGACCUCCGUGUUCAGGCCGGUGCCUUUGGCUGCUUGAACCGUAUUAUGGGUGCCUACUAUGACAAGAUGAGUUUCUAUAUGGAAAAGGCUCUUUUUGGCCUCAGCGUCAUGGGUAUGAAGAGCGAGGAGGAAGAUGUUGCCAAGCUGGCUAUUGAAUUCUGGUGCACUGUGUGCGAAGAAGAAAUCGCGAUUGAGGAUGAUAACGCCGCGGCCCAGGCUGAAGGUCUCACCGAUGUUCGACCGAUGUUUGGCUUUGCACGUAUUGCCUGUCGCGAAGUUGUCCCUGUCCUGCUACAGUCCAUGUGCAGACAGGAUGAAGACGCUGGUGAUGAUGAGUACAACGUUUCCCGCGCUGCCUACCAAGCUCUACAGCUCUAUGCUCAGUCAGUCCAGGCCGAUGUCAUCCAGCCUGUCUUGGCUUUCGUUGAGGAAAACAUCCGCCACGAAGAUUGGCGCCGUAGAGAUGCUGCGGUCGCUGCGUUCGGCGCCAUUAUGGACGGCCCAGACCCCAAGGUUCUGGAGCCUCUGAUUAAGCAGGCUUUGCGUGUUCUUGUUAGCAUGAUGGAGGACAGCUCUAUCCAGGUCCGCGACUCGGCUGCCUAUGCUCUUGGCCGCGUAUGCGACUUCUGCUCUGAAACUCUUGACCCUGACGUGCAUCUCCAACCUCUCAUUUCUUGCCUCUUUAACGGCCUCGCCAGCUCCCCGAAGAUUGCUAGCUCUUGCUGCUGGGCCUUGAUGAACGUUGCUGACCGCUUCGCCGGUGAUGUCGGCGCCCAAACCAACCCAUUGUCCAAGUACUUUGAGGAAAGCGUGAAGUCCCUCCUGACCCUCACAGAAAGACAAGAUGCGGACAACCAGCUCCGAACAGCAGGAUAUGAGGUCCUCAACUCCUUCGUGACCAACGCGGCUAACGACAAUCUCCCUAUGGUUGCAAACCUCUCCGAUGUUAUGCUCCAGCGCUUGGAGCACACUAUUCCUAUGCAGCAGCAGGUGGUCAGUGUCGAGGAUCGUAUCACUCUGGAAGAAAUGCAGACUAGCAUCACCAGUGUGAUUCUCGCCAUCGUUCAACGCCUUGAAACCGAAAUCAACCCUCAGGCUGAUCGCAUCAUGCACAUCAUGCUUCAAGUCCUGUCCACUGUUCCUCCCAAGUCCAGCGUUCCCGAUGUUGUGUUCGCAACUGUCGGUGCCAUUGCCGGAGCUUUGGACGAAGAAUUCGCCAAGUAUAUGGAGCCUUUCAGCCCAUUCCUCUACAACGCCCUUGGCAACCAAGAAGAGCCCGGUCUCUGCUCCAUGGCCAUUGGCCUGGUCAGCGAUAUCUCCCGUGCCCUGAACGACAAAGUUCAACCGUACUGUGAUACCUUUAUGAACUAUUUGAUGAACAAUUUGACGAGUGCUACAAACCAGCUCAAGCCUGCCAUUCUCGAAACCUUUGGAGAUAUUGCCCAGGCUAUCGGCAUUCAAUUCGAUAAAUACUUGAACGUUGUGGGUCAAGUACUCAAGCAGGCCUCCUUGGUUACUGCAAGCUCCGAUGUCACCAUCGAGAUGCUGGACUACAUUCUUUCCCUUCGUGAGGGUAUCAUGGAUGCCUGGGGUGGUAUCCUUCUGGCCUACAAGGGCAAGCCGCAAGCAGUGAAAUCCUUGCAGGAGUUUGUGAAACCGAUUUUCGAACUUCUCAACAUCAUCGCUCAAGACCCUACUUGCCGAAGUGAGGGUCUGAUGAGAUCAGCCAUGGGCGUUCUAGGUGAUCUUGCCGAUGGUUUCCCCGAUGGUUCCAUUGCGCAGUAUUUCCGUAACGACUGGGUCACCAGCCUUGUGCGCGAGACAAGGACGAACCGGGAAUACGGCCCUCGCACUAUCGAUACCGCUCGGUGGGCCCGUGAGCAGGUGAAGCAGCAGAUUAGCAUGCCGGCCGCUGGAAUGUCGUAA